This is a messenger RNA of Vigna unguiculata (cowpea), 633 nucleotides long. RefSeq lists its product as uncharacterized. The record is from RefSeq and is a predicted model, not a curated record. NCBI's taxonomy places the organism in Eukaryota, Viridiplantae, Streptophyta, Magnoliopsida, Fabales, Fabaceae.
AUGCAACAGAUGGAGGCUGCUAGGGUAGCUGCUGAGGAUGCUCAUCGACAACAUAUGAAAGCCCUCCGGCAGCUGGAAGAGAACAUGACAGCUGCACCUAUUUUUGGUCCCAAGCCACGACCGACAAUUAGGGAGUGGAGCCUAGAAGAUUUUCUGAAACAUCAUCCGGUGAAAUUCGACGGUAGAGUCAGCCCAGAUGCAGCAGACCAAUGGCUGAAGGAUAUAGAGAGGAUCUUCGAUGCGAAGAUGUGCCCGACUGAGAACCGAUUAUCAUUUGUUGUAUACAUGCUCACAGGUGAGGCAGAACAUUUGUGGAUUUGCAUGAAGUCCAUCAUGGAGGAGAGAGAUAAGCCGAUCACGUGGAAGGCUUUCACGGGGAAGUUCCUCUCAGGGUAUUUCCUCGACAACAUGAGGUAUGCCAAGGAGGUGGAAUUCCUCCAUUUGACACAAGAAGGGAAAUCAAUGACCGAGUAUGCUGAGAAAUUCAAACACCUCAGCCGCUUUUACACUCUAUCGCUCGACAAGGAAUGGAGAUGCUUCAAGUUUGAGAAUGGUCUCUGCGGUGAUAUCCGCUUGAUGUUGGCUCCCUUGUCCAUCAAGGACUUUGCCGCUCUGGUGAAGAAGGCUGAGUGA